AUGUCCUUGUUCUCGUUCGGCCUCGGCUCGUCCAACCUGAGCCCGGCGCCGUCCAAACACGCCAGCUUGGCUGCCAUCUCCACGUCGCCCUCCAGCCUGCUGGCGCCCCAGUCCGCCAACAAACUGCCUCAGAUGCGGUCGCCCAGCACAUCGCUUGCGGCCAGGCCCAACCAGCCGGCUCUGCCAGGCAUCUCGCCGGUGCUGGAAACAGACAGCCUCUCGGAGAACCCCGACUCGCACAUCUUCGAGCGCUCGGUCCAGGACAUGGCCGGCCUGGUGAAGCAGGAGGACUACAUCCCGCCCGCGUUGGACGCCACCGCGGAGAUCUUGUCCGACCUGGCCACGGACUUGGACAACGUCGAAAUGGUCUAUGCGCUGAGAAGAAACUCGUCCGUCAUCGGCUUGAACAUGGCUUUGGGCCGGCCCUACACGCCGCUGCGCAAGAACAGCGUGUACCUGGCCCUGCACUUGAACGGCAACAACUUCCACGCGGCGUCGCUGUCGUCCUUGACCCACCUGCAACCACAGCCGUUCCAGUCUGCGUCACAGCCUGCGUCGGCGCAACAAGCCCAGUCGCCCGUGUCCCCACCAAAAUUGAUGAGCUCGCGCCUGUCGGUGUCCUUCUACUCCUACGCGGACAUGAUCAACAAUGACGAGUUUUCCCGCCGCCCCUCGCUCAUGCACGCAUAUAGUCACGGAGUGGUCCCAUCGUUAGGACGCAAAUUGAGUGUCGCCUCCAACCACUCCACCCUCUCGACCAGCAACGCCGGAAACCGUGAGCGCAGCGGUAGCGAGUUCAGCAAGUUCCCCAGAAAGUCGUCUCAGCCAGCGGGCUCGCCUCCCGAUCCCCAGUCACAGUUGUCAAAGCACCUUAAGGACCGUCUGAAGCUGAUGCAGUCCAUGCCCAAGAUGUUCGACGAGGCGCGGGAGCUGUCUGGCGGGACCUCUUCCAAAAAAUUACUCAUAAGCCCCGAAUCCUCGGACUCGGAGGAUCAAGAGGAAGCCUUCCACCCAGCUUCUUCGAUGGGACGCAAACCACUCUCCAGAAGAAAGUCUGUCGCGUCCAACACCUCCUUCGCUAAUUCAGUGGUGGACAAUGACAGCUUUGUGUCGAGCUCCGUCGGAGACUGCAUCAGAAGGUGCACCACGGAAAUCGAAAAUAAUUGA
This is a messenger RNA of Metschnikowia bicuspidata var. bicuspidata NRRL YB-4993, 1167 nucleotides long. RefSeq lists its product as uncharacterized. The transcript has a single exon. Lineage: Eukaryota; Fungi; Ascomycota; Pichiomycetes; Serinales; Metschnikowiaceae. The coding region runs from base 1 to 1167 and encodes 388 amino acids. The record is from RefSeq and is a predicted model, not a curated record.